Zeugodacus cucurbitae (melon fly) is the source of this 1529-nucleotide messenger RNA. RefSeq lists its product as uncharacterized. The record is from RefSeq and is a predicted model, not a curated record. NCBI's taxonomy places the organism in Eukaryota, Metazoa, Arthropoda, Insecta, Diptera, Tephritidae. The transcript is spliced from 5 exons. The coding region runs from base 295 to 1017 and encodes 240 amino acids.
UUCUUUCACAAGUUUUAUUCACCUCACAACUGUCAUCAAUAUUAAUCAGCUGCAGCAGCCAACAUCGCUUACUAAAUAUUUCUAGAUGCGUAUAUCUGAAAACAUACGGAGAAUAUUUUUUUAUCACAACAGAAAGAUCUAAAUACAGAAAUCCAUUUACUCGAUCAAAAGUUUAAGGAGUGGGCCGAAAGCAUAAACCAGAAAUAUCUAUGCAGAUAUUGGUUUGUAGUGUCAUUUGCAUAUGCAUAGGUAGUGCUCAACGAAAACAAUAGUUCGCGGCAAAAGCGAAUCGUUAUGAUGAGAAUGGAUUGGCGGCGAGCAGAAAUACUUGACCUAAUAUGUAUGUACAGGGAAUCUGAGUGUCUAUGGAACUAUCUUAAUCCAGAAUACAAAGACAUUGAUUUGAAGAAAAAUGCUUGGGAAGAAAUCGCAAAUUUUUUUGGAAGAAAUGUUGAAGAAGUGAAGAAAAAAAUUAAAAAUCUACGCACAAGUUAUGUUUUAGAGAAAAAGAAAGUCGAUACUAAAAAAAUCAGUUCAGGAGAUUCUCUGUAUCAGCCCCGUUUAUUCUACUACGAUGAAAUGACAUUUUUGGAUCCCAUAGUAGUUUUGAGAUUUUUUAAUCCUACAGAACAGAGUGCAGACCCCUUAAGUGAUAAAAAAUCAACACGUUCCACAAACGACAGGCAUAUUGCCGAAAAGAAUAAACGCAAACUUUUCAGUAGUUCUGACGAGGAUAUGCCAUAUUCGGAACCGACACCUAAAAAAAGACUGUAUAACACGCAUGAUGUACAUUUAGACAAUGUACCACAAGUCGAAUUAGAGAAGGAAGUACAUCUAAGUAAAGAAGAUACCUUUUGCGCAAUGCUUUGUAGCGAACUUAAAUUACUUAAAUCCGAAGAUGUAUAUGACAAUGUGACCUCUGAAAUUUUUACAAUUUUAAGAAAUGCCAAAAUGGCAGAACGCCAAAUCGUCUACCAGCCCGAAGAAGUUAACAAAGUUACUAGUAAAAAGAUGUGAAAGCGAUUUUUUUCUGAUUCAUAACCAUAAAAGUCAAUGCUGUAUCGGAGCUUAAUUUUUAAAUUGUUUUGUUUUCAAAAUAAUUAGUUACAAAAUAUAAUAUACACUAAUAAAAAAUAACAGACAGCAACCAUUUACGUUAAUAACAUGAUACAACAAAUAAAUAUUAUUGCAUAAAGCUUUGAAUUAAUUUUCGUAUAAUUUGUAUGAAUUUGAAAGAAAUUAGAAAUAUUGAUUUGAAAGAAAUGAUAAAACAUAAAAAUUUUGCAUUUGAUAAACUUUUGAAAACAAAAGGAGGAAGUUAAACCAAAUUCGAAGGACAAAAAUUUUAGAACAAUAUUUUUUUAUUUUUGAUACUGUGGACAACUUCCUCGGAAUUAGGCGGAACAGAAAUCCAGUUUCCGGAACUUUUAGCGGUAGAAAGAUACUUAUGUAAUGUUGUAUAAUAAUUCACAACAAUUGUGACAUCAAUUCUAAUGAAAUAAAAUACCUAAAAGUGUUAUUGUAAUAAA